Molecule: messenger RNA, 3046 nt
Organism: Caenorhabditis angaria
Lineage: Eukaryota; Metazoa; Nematoda; Chromadorea; Rhabditida; Rhabditidae
Source: the annotation of a GenBank genome assembly
AUGUUGGCUUUGGUGGUAAGAACAUAAGCCAUGACAGGUCCACGUGAAAACCUGGCUACCUGUUCUGUCCUGGACAGGUUCUUUUUUUAGUUGAGAAAAAACACGCCAAAAAAUAGGAGAUCGCAUUUUUUUUAUGCAGAAAAAAAAAAUUCUCAGCUAAUUUUUGUUCACGCGAGGACAGGUUGGGAAUAUAGCUUUAGGACAUGUUCAAGCCAUGUUUGAGCCAGGACAAGUUUAGGCCAUUUUCAAGGACAGGACAACAUGAGGCCAUAACAAUUUCCCCACCCCUGUUCAAAUCAAUCAGUUAUAUUGAAAACCUUUGAAGAUGGAGUAGAGUAAAGUAUGAGCUUCAAAAUUAUGUAUAUAGAUCCCAGAAAUAAUUUUGAGAAAAUUGUGGAAAAAUUAUAUUAAAAAGAAUGCAUCAUGCACCUACACAGGCAAUUACAGAUCAGCUUAUUAUUAGUCUAUUAUUGACCUAUUGACCUAAUUUGAAAGGGUCCACUCAGGAAACAAGGGUCCACUCAGGAAACCUGUAGAUUGACCCAUUUUUUGCCUAGAAUUCACAAUUUUUCCAGCUGGUCAUCAUUAAUGUGGCCACCACAAUUCCAUGGUUCCAUCCACCAACAAUGAACUUCGUUACACGCGGAUACGUCAAAAAAAGAGUAUAGUGAGUCACCCUCUCUCUCUCUCUCUCUCUCUCUCUCUCUCUCUCUCUCUCUCUCUCUCUCUCUCUCUCUCUCUCUAUCUCGCUCUCUCUCUCUCGCUCUCUCUCUCUCUCUCUCUCUCUCUCUCUCUCUCGCUCUCUCUCUCUCUCUCUCUCUCUCUCUCUCUCUCUCUCUCUCUCUCUCUCUCUCUCUCUCUCUCUCUCUCUCUCUCUCUCUCUCUCUCUCUCUCUCCCUCUCUCAGUUCACGAUUUUCAAAAAGCGUGUUUUCAGCGUCUUCUACGGAAUUGCUCAAAUUUCAUUGGCUUUGAUUGGGACAAAAACCCGAGAAUCUCCAAAUAAUUUGAUGGUACUUGGAACUUUGGUGAGCUUUGAUUUAGGAAAACUUGCGCUUCCCGUUGCCGCGCCAGCCUGAUUCUAAUGGGGUGAUUCAUGGGAAAAACCGUUUCUGACCGUUCGAGAAUUGUUUUUUCGGUGUAAAAAAAACAUUUUAAACAUUUUUUCGUUCGUGAAUCAGCCUUAUAAAAAUUCAAAUUUAUUUGACCUAUAUUUUGAAACGUGACCUAUACUCAGGCAAAUCGUCCCACCGGCGCAACACCAAAUAGAAAAAAACACCGGUGUUCCACUCAACUAACACUGAUUGAACACCGUUCUAACACCAGCGCAACACCACUUCCCACCGGAGUAACACCGCUUAAUUAUUUUUUCCAACAUUUUUUACCACACCAGUGGUCCACUUAAUUAGCACCGGUUUCCCACCUAAUCAACACCGGACCUUUCAUCUGGUGUUCCACCGGUGUUGAUAAAAUGGAAGACGAGCAUUGAAAACGGCCUAUCAAAAACAUAGCGGCGCGCGCGCCUCGCGAAACGUCGGUGAACUCACUACAUGACCUUCCACGAAAUCCGCGAAUUUCAACUUCAAAAUGCUUCUAUUAUUGAGGUUUUCUCUUGUCAGGAGAAUUUUUGUCUCUUCACUAAAGAGAUAGUCAGAAAGUUCGCUCUGGCGAACUAAUUUUGCUCAAAGGAAUUCAAAUAUUCCAUUCUGAACAGAAAAAAUAAAAAAAAUAAAUUUCUCUCAAAAAAUUUUCCAAACCCACCGGUGCAACACCUAAAUCCCACCGGUUGAACACCUGAACGCCACCGGUGCAACACCAAAACUCCACCGGUGUUCCCCCUUUGCCCACCGGUGGAACACCGAAGCUCCACCGGUUUCCCACCGGUGGGCCCACCGGUGGAAGAACGGUGUUGAUUGAGUGGAGAUUUGGUGUUGCGCCGGUGGGACGAUUUGCCUGAGAUAUAUGAGUUGGAAUUAUCAACAAAAAAAGUCUUCUCUCAACUUUCUUUUAUUUCGAAAUGAAUUCAAAAAAUAAGCUGUGAAUUUGGGACACGUUUCAAAAAAGAGGUCAAAUAAAUCAAAUUUCAUAUCAAAAUUCCUUUUUUUUUGACUGCAAUGGAUUGCAAAAAAAGAUGGAAUAAAAUGACAAAAAUGUGAAAUUAAUCGCACCUCAUGAAUCCCAAUUCGUGUCAAUUAAUUGCAAAAAAAUAGCCGUGGAUCACCCCAUAACCAAGUUCUGAACGCUCAUAAUAAUAAUAAUAAACAACCGAUUCUCCAAACUAUACCACAAAUACUAUUCAGACAUUGAUAACAUCUGUAAUGUCAAUGGUGAUCUGUUCUGAUGUAGAUGCUCUGGCAAUUUGGAUCGGCUUGGUGAUUUUUACUAUUUGCACAUUUGGAAUGACUAUUUUCAGCCAUGAAAUUGACAUCAAUACGUGAGUAUUUGUUAUUAUCUACUUACAGAGCGUUUCACAAUUAUAGCCCCACCCCUGAAAUUAACGAAAACUAUUUUUAUUUGAAGUUUUCAUGUAAAACUAAGUUGAAAAUAGGAAAGAUCAGCCGAAAUAAGGUAUGUAAACAUGUUUUUAUCAUAACUGACUUUGGUUUUGAUUUUUUAUGUACAAAAAAUUUAAUUUCGGGCGUUUCAUAAGUAUAGCCCCACCUAUAACCAGAUAUCCGAAAACCCAUUUACAAUAAUUUAUUCAACUUUUUAGUUUUAUUUACUUAAUUUUAGUUCACUUUUGAUCAUUCCUAAAAAUUAUCAAUAGAUUUCAACCAAUUUUCGAUUUUACAUAAGCGAAAAUCUUCAAAAAGUGAAGUUUUUAGACGAUCUACUUUUAUGACUGUCAUAAUUUUUUUUGAACUCGAUCUAUUAUUUUUUUAAACUCAUCUAAUUUAUGAAAAACAAUGUUUUUCACAAUUUUUAUGCCAAAUUAUUACAUUUGGAUGUGCUUAGAUAUCAUUUCAUUCAGUGUAUCUUAGUUCUGUAGUUCAUGUUAUGAUCAGAAUGCGAGUUUGUCGACCUGGAAACCGAACAUCCGGAUUCUAA